This is a messenger RNA of Paramormyrops kingsleyae, 1716 nucleotides long. Its product is annotated as beta-crystallin B1-like. Gene Ontology annotation, biological process: visual perception; lens development in camera-type eye. The record is from RefSeq and is a predicted model, not a curated record. Lineage: Eukaryota; Metazoa; Chordata; Actinopteri; Osteoglossiformes; Mormyridae. Gene Ontology annotation, molecular function: structural constituent of eye lens.
UCAGUCUCCAGCCGUUCUGCGUCUGAGAGAUUGUAGUCUCGCCGUUAACGGGGUAAAUAAGUGAAUAAGUGAACAUGUCAAACAAGCAGCAAAUUCACAUGAAACUAAAGAUCAAGCAAUUUCGUUUUGUCAAAGCUUCAGACGUUCAGCGUUGCAUGUCUGUAAUAGCGCUGAAAGCAGUUUGUGUCCCUCUCGCCUGGCUCUCUUCCGGACGGCGUUUGAUGACGGAGGGUUUUCUAUUGUUCGGCUCCUAUGGUCUCAGCGGGUUUUGCCUUUCUGCCUGAAAUCCUGUCCCGGGGUGAACCAGUAUAUAUAAACGACGGGAGUGAGGUGGGCGAUGUGCACACAUACAUAAAUCAGCUCCACGCGUAACGUCGUCAUGUCUACUAGCGGAGAGAAGUCCAGCAAGACCCCCUCCCAGACUGAUGGGAGGACUGCCCCAGGCAAGACGUCCGAUCCCGGCAUGAUGGCCUACAAGAUGUGUGUUUUCGACCAGGAGAAUUUCCAGGGCAAGUGUAUGGAGAUUACUGGAGAGUGCAUGAACGUCUGUGAGGGCGGCAUCGACAGAGUGCGCUCCCUGCGCGUUGACUGUGGCCCCUUUGUCGGCUACGAGCAGAUGAAAUUCUGUGGUGAGAUGUACGUCCUAGAGAAGGGGGAGUACCCUCGCUGGGACUCAUGGAGCAACAACUACAGGAAUGACUUCCUCAUGUCCUUCAGGCCUGUCAGAAUGGACCCAGAGAAGCACAAGAUCUGCCUGUACGAGGUCGGGGACUUCAAAGGGCGCAAGAUGGAGAUCGUGGAUGAUGACGUGCCCAGCCUGUUUGCGUACGGCUUCACCGACAGAGUCGGUAGCAUCAUGGUGAGCUGUGGAACCUUUGUGGGAUACCAGUACCCCGGUUACCGUGGCAGCCAGUACCUGCUGGAGAAGGGUGACUACACUCACUUCAAUGAGUACGGCGCCUGCCACCCCCAGAUGCAGUCCAUCAGACGCAUCCGUGACAUGCAGUUCCACCCACACGGCUCCUACGUCAUGGCCAAUCAGUGAGGGGCAAAGAGAGCGAGGAAGACAGAGGAGGGGGAAGAGGGGGAGGAGAGGAGCCUAGUUUAACAAUGAGGCCUGGACUGUAGGUCAGGCGCUCGAUUGGGACCCUACAGGGGAGAAAAGAUCGAGGUGCUUAGCACUUAGCGUGCAUGCUAACAGGCUAAUGUCAUGCUCCUUCGUCAACAUUCACAUUUGAAAUAUAAGUACGGCAUAAAGAGACUUACUGCUAUCUUUCAGUGUUUUUUCUUUUAUUUAAAAAGAGAAAUUGAUUAAUUUCUUAAGAAAAAACAAGCAUUUCAGAGAUAUUGAUUAGUAUAUUACUACUUUGUCUACAUCUACUUCAAAUGUUGGUGAAGCCAUGACAUAUAAACAUAAUGAGGUAAUUAGAUAAUAAAUAAACUAAAAUAUCUCUGAAAUGACAGACCAUCCCUCAGCCCUUCUCUUUCUCUCUCAGAUCUCUCCCAAAUUUGUUAUGUUAUCUUUUAUUUCCCUUUUUCUGUUAAUCCCCAUUUCCUGGAUCCCAGCAUGGAAACACACCGAUAAGACACACUAAUAGCCAGUCAUCUCGCUAAUGAAAUGCCUUGCGAUGGGAUCUGAUGUCCCAUCAUGAAAAUACCUCCCGUUGAAAAAAGGAAUACAUUGAAAUUAACACACCAGUGUACAAAUUUCUUGAA